Messenger RNA from Fusarium coffeatum, 3270 nucleotides. RefSeq lists its product as uncharacterized. NCBI's taxonomy places the organism in Eukaryota, Fungi, Ascomycota, Sordariomycetes, Hypocreales, Nectriaceae. The record is from RefSeq and is a predicted model, not a curated record. Bases 1 to 3270 code for a protein of 1089 amino acids. Gene Ontology annotation, molecular function: phosphatidylinositol binding. The transcript has a single exon. Gene Ontology annotation, cellular component: intracellular membrane-bounded organelle.
AUGAGUUCAACCGCAUUCCUCAACCAAGAUGCGCCUCAGUCAGGUGCUUCCCUUGCGAAUCCGCCCAAGCCAAAGGCUAUAGAGCUCAAUGGCACUCCGCUUCCUAAUCUUUCGCACACACAAGACGAGAAGUCGCUCUCAACAGAAAAGCUGUCAGAUACAGACGAUCCUGCUGACAGCACCACCAACACAACAACAAACGACACAAUGACACUCGAUAAACCCCUUACGAACUCUACAAAUAAUCACACGACCAAAACGACGUCUACGGCUCAAGAUGAAGCUCCAAUCGCAAAGGUCAUACACUUCUUCGCUACGGCGACCCCUGGCUCCCUCGCUGGCGUCGCAGUCGGGUUUGCUGCUUUCACAUACUUCACAAUGGGACGCUUAGGACUUGUUCUCAUCGGAGCAUUCGGUGGAGUUGCCGGGUUUGUUUCGUGGGAAGCUAGGAACCCCGAACUUGCCAGGGCUGUGCGAGGAGAGCGAGGCAUUGACGUUAUAGAUCGACUUCUGGAGGCCAAGAGCAACAAGACUUCAGAGAAGCAGGAGGACAGCAGCGACGAUGACGAGCCUGCUGCCAAGAACUUUGACGAAUUUCGACCAGAGACUCGUGAAGCCCUCGGAGGACUUGUCGAUGCCGUCAUUAAGGACUACGUCAAAUGGUGGUAUAACCCGAUUGUUCCGGCAGACCACUCUUUCCCUCUGGCGUGCCGUAAGACGCUCACAUCCUACGUCCUUUCCGUCUCGAACCACCUUAGCCGAAAACGCCCUGCCGAUACCUUCCUCGACCUUCUUACCAACUCUUCUUCCAUGAUAAUCGUGUUUAUGGGGGAGCUUUCAGCUGCCUUUUCUGAACUUCCUCCAGACAGUAACAUGACCGCAGCCGAUGCCGUCUACAACUACUUAGCAGCAAACCCCGACUGCCGCUUGGCAAACCUUUUGAAUCAGCGCCAACAGGCCUCGAAGUUCAAGAUGGUCGCUGAAGACCUCCUGAAAUUUCUGGAUCGAAAUUCGUAUAACUGUGACCCUGCUCGAGUCUUUCUACGGGAGAUUAUCGCAAACUCGGUCCUGGAAAAGACGCUGCAUACCUGUAGCCAAGCCGAUUGGAUCAAUGGAUGGAUUGUGUACUUGUUGGAAGGUGGAGAGCCGGACCUAAACCAGGCAAUUGAUGUUGGCAUGAAGCGUGCUCCCGAGCCAAGUAUUGCAGCAACUAACGUUUUUGCGGAUCUGGAUGGAAACGUUGGUAACAUCGGUAUCGCCAAACCUGGACGUAGUUCUUUGGAAAACGAAAGGGCUCGACGUAAGGAGACGCUUGGUCAUAAGAAGAAGUUGAGCAAGGCAGACGAAGAGAUGGACGAAGCUAUGCAAGAGAUGAAGCGUAUGAACGAACUGAUUGCUCAAGAGGAAGUCCGAAGAAAACGCGCGUCAAUGGCUUCUAUUCAAGGAUCAAACCCCGAUCUCAGCAACGGCGAGAAGCGAUUGUCUGGCGCACCGGACCUCAGUGACAGACCCCUACCAGCAUCUACGUCAGAAGGGUUCUCUUCAAAGAGUGACCUUGUCCAGACUCCUCUGACCCCCCGCUCACCAAUGGACUCGUCGAGUCCCGAGUCGUCACCCCGCCGGUCGGAUGGCACUCGCUUCACCAGCUUUGACCAAAUCGUACCACCUGGACAAGUUGCAGCCGAAGGGGAUGACGAAGUGCCUAAGAAGGCACCGCUGACUCUUCACAAUGCGACCAUCACUCUUCACGACGACACUCCCGGCGAGUCAACUCGUAUUCGCAACAAGCCGACUUGGGACUACUGGGUCCAAGUCGAGCCUUCUGUGACAGCAUACCCUGGAUGGAUGAUUGUGAGGAGAUACGGUGAUUUUGAGACUCUUCAUGAGAUUCUGAGGCGAAUUGCUACCAUCUCUGGCGCAACUGCCUUCACUGAACUUCACAAGGACUUGCCCGAUUGGAAGCUGCACACUCGCGAGUCUCUUCGCGGUGAGCUAGAGAGGUAUCUUCGAGAUGCUUGCUGGUAUCAGAGUUUGGCGGAGAGCGAAGGAAUGAAGCGAUUCUUGGAAAAGUCAAAGGGACACACGCACAGUGAAUCCAAAGCUGGCUUUGGUUGGGAGUCCAUGGGUAAAGGCAUGCUAGACGCGUUGACAACAGCGCCCAAGGGUGCGAUGGAGGGUGGCAAGAGUCUAGUUGGCGGUGUUACUGGAGUUUUUGGCAACACGUUUUCAGGUCUCAGCAGGAAAUCUACUCAGUCAGUAGAUCUAACAGCCAACUCAAGUCGUCUUUCCAUCUCAACCCCUCCCGGUCAGCUCAGCGGCGCGCGAUCCCCCAUUCGCUCAGCACGAGACAGCAUGGAUAGCACGCGGUCAUCUAUUGUCUCAUUGCAGCCUGGGAAGAUGCCUCCCAUGGAGCGUCGUCCAAGCUACCAGUCACAGGGCGAGUCGGAUCCGGACGUUCGUGCUAGUCGCUCUGAACACAAGGAGUCGGCCUCAGCCUCGGCGAGUGCUCUUCCUAGUCGGGAGCAUAGCCGUGCGCCUAGUCUUGCACAGCUACGAUCUCCUUCCGCAAUCAGCCUCGACUUCAGCAAGCUCCCUCCGCCACCUGAUCAGAUUACCGAUGACUACAGCCUGCCUGAAGGCCAAAAUGACAUCCAGUCUAACGGCAUCAAGGGACAGCAGCAGCAGGAGCGCAAGAGCUCCUCAGAGAUCCCUACGCCUCCUCCUUCAGUGACAAGUGGAAAGAGGGCAUCUUUGAAGCCUGCUAAGCAAUAUAGUCCACUUACAGAAGCUGAAACUCGUGUGGCGGUAGAACUUCUGUUUGCUUCGAUCAAUGAGAUGUACACCCUGUCCUCAGCAUGGAACAUCCGUCGUACUCUCUUGACAGCUGCCAAAUCAUUCCUACUCCGACCCGGCAACCCUUCGCUCUUGACAGUGCAGUCACUGAUUCAGAAGUCGGUUAUUGAUGCCAAUACAUCUGAUUCGGGUAUUGCAGAGCAGUUGCGCAAGGUUCGCGAGAACAUGAUGCCCACGGAGCAGGAGCUUGCAGCAUGGCCAGCCGAGUUGACGGCCGAUGAGAAGGAACAACUCCGCAUCAAGGCUCGCCGACUCCUCAUCCAGAGUGGCCUUCCAGCUGCUUUGAUGGGUGUCAUGGGUCAAGCGGCAACAGGUGAAGCACUUGGCAGAGUCUUUGACUGUCUGCAAAUCGAGGAGGUCGCAAGAGGACUCAUCUUCGGUCUGGUUCUUCAGGUUGUUGGAAUCCUAACACACUAG